AUGGAUCACAACUUUGAGAUGCAGCAGCAUGGAGCCCCCAGCCCUGGAACGUCCGUCUCCCGCAGCCACCUGCUGGGACGCCCUGCCCGCUCCUCAAGGCUCCCUGGAGGGGCGUCACCCCUCAUCCCUGUCCUCAGAAAAACCAUCCAUCUGGAUGCCUUCCCUCAAAGCCACAUCCCACAGGCCUCCGGCCGACUGGGUCUCGGAGCCAGGGCCCGCAGUGUGCCCCCGCUGGAGACGGCACCCCGGAAGCUCAGCUCCAUCUCUUUAACACUCCGUCAGAACAGCCAGCCAUGGCCCGUGCACCCCUCGCCUUCUCACUGGGAAGAGCUGCCCACUCCAGGCAGGGAGGCUGCCACCCAUGGAGGAGGGAGGCCGCCAACCCCAGGCUCGCGAUCUGUUUCCCUAGUGCCAGGGGGCAGAGUUCACUCUGAGGGCCCAGGGAACCCAGGAUUGGCCAAACCCAGCAGAAUGGCCACAGUGGAGAGGCCCCUGGUGAGCUCCUACCUGGCUCUGCCAUUUCAAUCGCGGUUAGUCCAGAAAUCGCCAGGCCCUGCAGGGCCAGGCUCAAUAGGUCAGAAACCCCCUGUCCCAGUGACUGCCCACGUGACUGCCAGGACUCCUCCAGGAAGAGGCAAGCCCCGGUUCCGGAGUAUCCCGAGACCGCGGCUGCAUCUCCCAAGGGCCACCUCCACCAUGGGUCUUGCGACAGCCAUGGAUUUGGCUCCUCUGGACACAACCAGGCCAGGCACAGCCAGACCUGUAGCUACAAUGGCCACCAACAGACCUGGCUUGACCAUCAGUCCGGCCACAUCAAGCACAUCCACGCUGGAUAUAGGCACAGAGUUCCCUGCUCUGGAUACCAAGCCGGGCACAGCCAUGGACUUGGGUACAGGAGGCACAACCAAGUUGGGCAUGGUCAUGGAUUUGGUAACCCCAGACCCAGAGAUGCUGGGCAAAGCCCUAGCUACAGCAGGCACAGCCCAGUCAGAUACAACCAAAGGGGGUAGAGCCAUGGAUUUGGUGGGACCAGACUCAGCCAAGCUGGGCACCACCAGGACAGACGUAGCCAUGGCUUUGGCUAGAGCAAACACAGCCGAGCUAGACAUAACUACGGAUUCUUUUGCUUUGGACACAAGCAAGCUGGGCACAGCCAUGGGGGAGACCACCCUGGAUAGAGUCAUUAACCUGACCACAUCAGCCACCCACCCACUGAUGCCAAGCAGAAGCACAGAGCCAGCCCUGGACCAUGCUACUGUGGAUGCUGUGACAGACGGGGCCGCAGAGCCCACCGUGCAGGACCUUGCCAGAGAAACCAAAGGGCUCCCAGAGGCCAGGACGGACGCAGCCAUGUCAGAGCUGGUGCCUGAGCCCAGGCCUAAGCCGGCAGUGCCCAUGAAGCCCGUCAGCAUCAACUCGACCCUGCUGGGCUACAUCGGCAUCGACACCAUCAUCGAGCAGAUGCGCAAGAAGACCAUGAAGACUGGUUUCGACUUCAACAUCAUGGUGGUCGGUCAGAGCGGACUGGGCAAGUCAACGCUGGUCAACACGCUCUUCAAAUCCCAGGUGAGCCGCAAGGCCUCCAGCUGGAACCGAGAGGAGAAGAUUCCCAAGACUGUGGAGAUCAAAGCUAUUGGGCACGUGAUAGAGGAAGGCGGGGUCAAAAUGAAACUGACGGUCAUCGACACCCCGGGCUUUGGAGACCAGAUCAACAAUGAAAACUGCUGGGAGCCCAUCGAGAAGUACAUCAAUGAACAGUAUGAGAAGUUCCUGAAGGAGGAGGUCAACAUUGCCAGGAAGAAACGCAUCCCUGACACCCGUGUCCACUGCUGCCUCUACUUCAUCUCGCCCACGGGACACUCCUUGCGACCUCUCGAUCUGGAGUUCAUGAAACACCUCAGCAAAGUUGUGAACAUCAUCCCUGUCAUUGCUAAGGCUGACACCAUGACCCUGGAGGAGAAGUCUGAAUUCAAGCAAAGGGUUCGAAAGGAGCUUGAAGUAAAUGGCAUUGAGUUCUACCCACAGAAGGAAUUUGAUGAGGAUUUGGAGGACAAGACGGAGAACGACAAAAUCCGGCAGGAGAGCAUGCCUUUCGCGGUGGUGGGCAGCGACAAGGAGUACCAGGUGAACGGCAAGCGGGUCCUCGGCCGGAAAACCCCCUGGGGGAUCAUCGAAGUGGAAAACCUCAACCACUGUGAGUUUGCCCUGCUUCGAGACUUUGUCAUCAGGACCCACCUCCAGGACCUCAAGGAAGUGACACACAACAUCCACUAUGAGACCUACAGGGCCAAGCGGCUCAAUGACAAUGGAGGCCUCCCUCCGGGAGAAGGCCUCCUGGGCACUGUCCUUCCACCCGUGCCAGCCACCCCCUGCCCCACUGCUGAAUGAAGGCCAUUUCAAGUGCUGCUUCUCCCUCCAUCCCUCCCAGCUGUUAUUGCUGCCGGGCCGUGGCCUUUUUAGUGCUGUGCUUGCCCAGCCCACCACCACAGCCCCCCCCAGCUCUCAGCAGGUCGGAGGGGCCAAGCUGCCUCUUUAGGACAGUUGCUUCCUCCAUUUAUCCAAACCACCCCUCUCCUCCCAGUGGAAUGGAGCUCUCGCCAGCACUGCCCUCCUCCAUCGUCUGUGUCAGCCGGUCCCAGCCCAUCCAUAGGGUGAAAGAACUCAUCAGGAGCUCCUUCUGCCCUUGCAAACCCAUACCAGCUACUUGUCACCAUCUUCAAGGGCAAUGGCAUUGCUCUCUGCCCAUUCAUCUGCAUGAGCUCCUCUUGGCUUCCUUCAAGGGUCAAGGAAGCGACUUUUCUGCUUGUCAGGCUUUGUUGAUGUCAGCUGUGUGAGCCCCAAUGUGGGACAAGGGUGUCUCCUUCAUUGCUUAAAGCUUAUUUAUAACGAUGGAUCACUACGGAUGUGGGGGAGCAAGGGCUAGGGUCACUUUAAAAACAAAAUCACCACUUGUGGCUGGCCCAGAGUGCAGUUUCUCUCUCUCACACACACACACACACACACACACACACACACCCCUUUACCCCCAUAAUGCAGCCACUUAGGAGGAGUGGUUUUCCUGAAGAGACAUUUCUGGUAUUGACUUCCUCAUCCUCAAACUUAAAAAAAGAACUUAACAGACACAAACUCCAGAACCCCACGGGACGGGAACUCUAGGGAGAAAAAAAAGCACCCUUCUGUCCACCUAGCAAUAAGAGGGAUCUCUUCCCACCUACCCUGACCAUUCCUGUCCCCACCUCCACCCUGUUAAUGUGAGUAAUUAAUUAGCCUGGCCACAGUUGGUCACUGUAGGCUAGUGGAAAAUGCCCACUGUGGGGGGAAAGCCCCCCAUCAGAUGCAUGAAUGUUUGCGAAUGUUGGCUGCCACUGCCCCACAUACUGUGUCUUUAUGGGAUCCUCCCCCUGCCCACCCACCCCUACCCUCUCCACCUGGACACUACUUUCUCAAAGGCUGGUGACUUGCGGGCCAUUCAUCUACAACUAAGUCCUGAUGGAGCAAGAGGCCCAAGCCUAGGGGAUGCAAGAACGACCCAUUUCUUAAAUGUUACCAGUCCCAGCCAACUUUUGGUGACAUUAUGGUUAAAUUCCCCAAUUGAAAACAAGCCAACAGACACUCAAACUGGUUGUGUACAAGUUGCUAGACUUUAUGUGUUGUACAACUAAACAUUGCUGUUUGAACAAUAA
This is a messenger RNA of Suricata suricatta (meerkat), 3683 nucleotides long. It is a transcript of the gene SEPTIN3, whose product is annotated as septin 3. Gene Ontology annotation, cellular component: septin complex; microtubule cytoskeleton; neuron projection. The record is from RefSeq and is a predicted model, not a curated record. Gene Ontology annotation, biological process: cytoskeleton-dependent cytokinesis. NCBI's taxonomy places the organism in Eukaryota, Metazoa, Chordata, Mammalia, Carnivora, Herpestidae. Gene Ontology annotation, molecular function: GTP binding; GTPase activity; molecular adaptor activity. Bases 1 to 2388 code for a protein of 795 amino acids. The transcript has 11 exons.